This is a messenger RNA of Leptosia nina, 252 nucleotides long. The record is from the annotation of a GenBank genome assembly. Lineage: Eukaryota; Metazoa; Arthropoda; Insecta; Lepidoptera; Pieridae.
AUGCGUAUCAAAGCGUGUUUACCGUUGCAUGGUUUCCGCCAGGUACAAACUGAUAGUUUCCGGCGACCGGAUAUUGUGUACAACGGAGCUUUAACUCACUUCCGGGUAGACGAUGACGUCAUUAAACUAUAUGGCUGUAAGAGGAGGCAGAGAAACAUGGGCUCAUUCCCCAUCCUCCAGCCAUAUAACAUAUGGGCUACGACGUCUUUGGCUUUGAAAGCAUAUUGUGCUCGACAAAGAUAUGAAUUAUAA